Molecule: messenger RNA, 459 nt
Organism: Vicia faba (fava bean)
Lineage: Eukaryota; Viridiplantae; Streptophyta; Magnoliopsida; Fabales; Fabaceae
Source: the annotation of a GenBank genome assembly
AUGGUGGGUCUAUUUUCGAGAUUCACCGUUAAAAAGAGUAUGCAUCGACGCACGCAAAGUGCCCGCUUGGAUGACAGGGACGUGCUUCCAGCAAACGCAGAGGCGGCAGUUUCUGUUGCUGCAAGUGCGGCGGCCACUGCAACUUCACAUGGAAUUGAAGUGGCUGUGGAGUUUAAGCCGGUUGAACAUCCGGUCGAGCCUCUUGACAAUGAUCGACCAGUUCAAUGUCCAUUGCCAGAACCAUCUAUUCUCAAUGACGGAAGAAUAUGGAAAGAGCGAGCCUCUGCUACCAUGCAUAGAAGAGGAGACCUGCCAGUAAUGAAAGAAGGGGAAACCCUCGAGCAAGAAGGUGGUGGUAAUACUCGGCCGCGAAGAUCACGUUCUAAUCGAAUGAUCCUACCAUCUGUUAGUGCUCCUGAGCAUAAUCUUCUAAAACUUCUUGAAGAGUCAGGCAUCUAA